Exophiala aquamarina CBS 119918 is the source of this 1599-nucleotide messenger RNA. RefSeq lists its product as uncharacterized. The record is from RefSeq and is a predicted model, not a curated record. The transcript has a single exon. Bases 1 to 1599 code for a protein of 532 amino acids. NCBI's taxonomy places the organism in Eukaryota, Fungi, Ascomycota, Eurotiomycetes, Chaetothyriales, Herpotrichiellaceae.
AUGUCAUCGACUUCCGAGACAACCGUCCCGAAGCAAGAUUUUCUCUGGGUCAACCAUGAUGCCAACAAUCUGAAACCGGCGCCCCAGAAUAGACAGCAGAUCUUCAAACACGUCCAAAGGAAGUACCGGCCAUGGAAGCGGGGGCAGGAGACCAAAGCACUCAGAAACUCAGCAAAAGUCCCCAAGCCAAAGUGGGAUAGCGAGGAAGCAACAAAAAGCUCCGUUGGGGACAAGGAGGCAGUCAUUGAGGUUCCCACAUCGCCUAAGACUUUGAUUGGAAAAGGCAAUUCAGAUCCGUUCGCGGCGUUUGCCUUGACGAUCACGCCUGAAGCGAACCGCUUCUUGACUUUCUACAGAGAUUAUAUCUUGCCAGCGACCUACUUCCAGAUUCGCUAUAAAACUAGGGCUACUCUUGCGAAGGAGAACUGGCAGGACCAGGUGACUGGACUGCACGAUGUCGGCACUGGAUAUGCCACCCUUGCUUUCCACAGUUCUACGGCGGUAAGGUACAGUCCCACUUUGCGGCCUGCAGCUCUGAAGUUCAUGAAUCAAAGCAUGCUCUCCUUGCGCGAGAAGAUUGCCAAGGACAGCGUUGCACAAGAGGUCCCGUAUGCAUGGCAUAUGACGGUCCUGUUUGCGGCUGAGGUGAACGCUGCCAACCUCAAGAAUGCCACAACGCAUGGCAGAAUGCUCUUCAAUCUACAGAAGCAAUUGUUUGCCAGGGGCAAGCUCGACUACAGGAUUCUCCUGUAUCAGCUGUACCUCGACUCUCAACUUAGCUCCAUGUUUCUAAUGCGCACGAUAUUUGACGUUGACUCAUGGGCGCUUGACUUCAUUGCGCCGGUCGGGAAAGCAGCAGCCAGGAAUCCCCAGCAGAUCGUGUCGCCAGAUACAGUUUUAGACCCUUCGAUAGACACCGAAGAGCUCCAGCAGUGGUUCCAGAUUCGACGAGAACAACUCAACUACGUGUUCAUGCGAAUCCAGCAGCAAGUCACCACUGUCUCGCCUGUCAUCACUACCUGGCGCUUUGCGAGAACAUGCAUCUUCAACGGCCGAAUGGUACAUCACUUUUUGAAAGCGGAGGCAGAGUUGAGGCGUCCCGGCUUGGAGCAGGAAGUCAAGGAUCACCUAUAUGCUCAACAGUACCUCGCCCUUGCAGGUCUAUGGCAUGUGAGAGAUCCGUUCAUGAACCCGAUCCUUCUCGGAAGGCCAAUAUAUGACGGAACGGCGAUCCUCGUCGCACUUCGGAAAACACUCGAACUGGAUCGCGGAGCGGCAGAGCACCCUUUCAGCAUGAGCAGCUGGGAUCGGUACAAGAACGCUCGACUCUGGGCGCUGUAUGUUGGCGCUCUAGCAGAGCGAGCGCCAAAUACAUUUUCCGCCCAGGUGGUACAAUCGUUAUCAUGGUUCAACACGAACCUCGCCGAGCAGGCGGCUGCAAUGGGCAUCUGGACAUGGAGUGCGGCAAAAGUGGUCUUUGAUGGCUUUUUGUACCAUGAAUCCAUGUCCGCUCUGGGAUCUGACUGGUUUGAGCUGCUAAUGACCAGCAGGGCAAUCGCAUUGCCUUUGAGAGACAUGUCCACAGAUAAUGCAAGUUAA